AUGAUGCUAUUAAAAUCAACAUCAAAAGGUUCAGUUAAACUUAGUUUAUCAAAACCUGUACCAUAUUCCAAAUUUAAAAAUGAUGAUGAUAAAAUAAUAAUUCAUAAUGAUCAAGAUAUGAAUAAUAAUCAACGUUUAUCAUGUAUUACUAAAACGAAAACAACAACUCAUGUACAUCAUGUUUUUGCUUGUCAAUUGAAUCAAGAUUCAAUGGAAAAACUUCCUCAUAAUGUUUAA
Molecule: messenger RNA, 237 nt
Organism: Rotaria sp. Silwood1
Lineage: Eukaryota; Metazoa; Rotifera; Eurotatoria; Philodinida; Philodinidae
Source: the annotation of a GenBank genome assembly